AGCUUGAGCAAUCGUGAUCAUAGAAAUGCGACAGCUUCUUAUAAGGGACUCUGUGAAACAAACUUUAAAACAGUGGAAAGAAGAUGAAAUAGCGUCCACAAAUACUCAAAAGAGUCUCCAUAUGGAUAUUUCAGUAGUUGGUUGGCUUAUUGGAGUUGCUGACCUGGAAACUGUUGAAGUAUGGCAUUUUGUUCGAAACUCGCCCUUUACCAACUCCAACGAUCUUCAACAUAUAGAUCGAGUACUGUUGAAGGAUAUUGGAUUCUACGCAAGUGCUUUAUCUGGUCCUCACAUCCAGUUAUUGGGACCUAUUUAUGUUUCUCAUAGACAAUCCAAGCGAGGCGUAGUAGCGGAGUUUCUAUCCACUAGUCUUGAUAAGGCACUUUCUAUGUUCAGUAUUGAAACUUAUUCUAUGUAUGAUCUUAAAAACGAGUCUUUUUAUAUCAAGGAUUCUUCUUCAAGCUUAUGGGAAACUAUUGAUUCAACUGCUCUAGUGGAAAGUUGUAUGCAAAGGGACUGGUAUUGUUUUUAUACUCAGUUGAAGUUGCCUUGUUUAUUUUCUGGUGCAAGAAGAGUUGAUUAUUGUUCAGCAAGUGAUUGUAGUGGACUUUGGGAAACUUUGGAGAGUCGUAUGGAGUUUUUAAGUGUAGAAAAGACUGACUUUAAGCUGUUACGUCAAAAUGAAGAGUUGAAAUGUGAACUACUUGCUCAUUCUAUUGGAUUAUCUCCUAUUGCACAACUCAAUGUGGCAGAUGUUCGUGAAUUGGAGCGUCAUAUUCAAGUGAUG
Galdieria sulphuraria is the source of this 787-nucleotide messenger RNA. RefSeq lists its product as uncharacterized. The annotation marks the transcript as partial. The transcript has a single exon. NCBI's taxonomy places the organism in Eukaryota, Rhodophyta, Bangiophyceae, Galdieriales, Galdieriaceae. The record is from RefSeq and is a predicted model, not a curated record.